Messenger RNA from Trematosphaeria pertusa, 858 nucleotides. RefSeq lists its product as uncharacterized. NCBI's taxonomy places the organism in Eukaryota, Fungi, Ascomycota, Dothideomycetes, Pleosporales, Trematosphaeriaceae. The transcript has 3 exons. The record is from RefSeq and is a predicted model, not a curated record. Bases 1 to 858 code for a protein of 285 amino acids.
AUGUCUUACGGCGUGUUCAUCCGCAUCCUACGCCGCCUACUGCUUAUUGCUGGAUUCCCCCUUCUUCCGCGUUGCUACGCCUUCCGGGUCGGUGCCGGCGCGGAAUUCGACGGCUGCCUCUCCAGCGCGCUGCGCAACUUUAUCAUAAGCUAUUCGACUGGCGUGUACGAGAACAACUACAUGUCGAAGCAGGUACGGGAAGACAUCGCCAGGUGUCGCUUUGGAGCGUUUGCGGGAACCAACGACCUACUCUUCGACCUGCUCUGGGACCUUACCAUGCAGAACGACCCCGGCGCGCCCAUUAAUCCUAACUCUAAGAUCUUAGGCAGCGAUUACGGCUUAAUAGCGUUGUUCACGGGUUACACCAUCUCUGAUAUUGGCAAGCCUGCAAAAGAAUUCGUCUUCGAUGAUGGUGCCGAGGAACGGUUGGAAAAGGCCAUGUCUUUUCUCUGUCUGGAGUGCCCGUCUUUCCAGGCCGAGAGUGCGCCGAGCUACUCGGGACACGAGAUGCUCUGCCACCUGAGCGAGACGCAUGGCCACCUGGAUAUUACGCGCUGUCUACUCUGCGUCUGGAACGGCAGUCUUCGCGGCCUCGAGACGCACGUUCGAGGUCACUUCAAGAAGGGCCCCGUCGCGUGUCUAGUUUGCGACGACAAGGAUGUGGUGCCGCUCGACAGCUACGUCCUGUGGUAUGCUCACCUGGAUGCGCUGCACGAGCGCGACGGGCUUGCAGGAUUAAAGCCGCCGCCAAAGGAAACCCAAAAUAGGAUCGCCGGCACCAAGCGCAAGAGAUCCCGAUGCCGCGAGAUGGAGCUCAAGCUGGACUUCGAGGAGCGGACCGCCACAGAGCUGGACUAG